AUGACCGUCCACCUCCAGAUUCAUCCCUCCUCCUAUCUAUCGAAAUCCUCCUUGGCGCUGGAGAUUCCGUCUAGUGCCCUUGCGGGACGAGGCCGUCGGCAGAGGUUGAACCUCGUUCAGGAGCACGAAUCAAAGUCAACGGCCGUACUACCACAUCCAGGCGCACCGGCGUCUGCUCCUACUACUGGAUGCCAGCGGCAGAAGCACGUGUACCCUUCCGAUCAAGUCUACUUCCCUCUCACCCCCGACCACAAGCUGCUCUACGUCAUCGUCCUCAACGUCUCCCGGGCUGUCAUCACAAACUACUUCAUCCUAUGUAGCAUCACGCCUAUAGCGGCUAGCAUGUGUGACAGCCGCCGCGUCUUUGCGCUUAGCGACCUGGCCCUGGCGCCUCAGAACCUCGAUGGCACUCCUGCUAUCCCUCCGUCGUUUACUCCCACGGAGCUGCAGCAGGUAGUUCCCCACCCCGGCUGGAUCGACCUCCUUCCGUCACCUCAGCUGCGGGACAACCUCAUUUUGGCAAUAGAGGAGUUUAACGUUGAUGAAGAAGACCUGCUGGCAGAUCUGAUUGGGGACAUCUUCGAAGCCAUCGGUUGUGUGUACGACGACGAAUCAACGUCAUCGUCGAGCAGCGGGUCGGAAGAUGGCAAGGAAGUCGGUGAAAGACCACUGGGACUGACUCCAGAGCAAGAGUAUACCCUAAGGACUUACACACCCCCGUGCGCUGCCGAAACCGGCAUCCUCUCAUGGUCGGAUCCAUGGGAGAUCACCGGCUGGGAGUUUACGGAGAAGUUCAUCACAAAAUGGGGCUUCCUGCUUCAAGGGUGUCCAGAUGUGGUGGCUGCUGCCAAUAACUGGAGGGUUCUGCGAGGAGAGGAUCCUCUUGUCGUGGAGCUCUAG
Molecule: messenger RNA, 900 nt
Organism: Trichoderma citrinoviride
Lineage: Eukaryota; Fungi; Ascomycota; Sordariomycetes; Hypocreales; Hypocreaceae
Exons: 3
Coding region: 1-900 (299 amino acids)
Source: RefSeq, a predicted model, not a curated record